CUUGCUCCCCUUUCCUCACCCCCUCGCAGCGCCGCGGCCCACUAGCUCCAGCGGUCGGCGGAGCGGGCGCGCGCCGGGGUCGCGCGGCUGCCGAAGGGGGCGGGCGCGCGCCGGAGGAGUGGAGGCGUCGGGGGGCGGGGGACCGCUCGCUUGCUCGCAAGAUGGCGGACGAGGACGGGGAAGGGAUUCACCCCUCAGCCCCGCACCGGAAUGGAGGCGGCGGCGGGGGGUCUGGGCUCCACUGCGCCGGGAACGGUGGCGGGGGAGGCGGCGGCCCGCGGGUCGUGCGCAUUGUCAAGUCCGAAUCCGGCUACGGCUUCAACGUGCGGGGCCAAGUGAGCGAGGGCGGGCAACUGCGGAGCAUCAACGGGGAGCUGUACGCGCCGCUGCAGCAUGUGAGCGCCGUGCUGCCCGGGGGGGCGGCCGACCGGGCCGGGGUGCGCAAAGGGGACCGCAUCCUGGAGGUGAACGGCGUGAAUGUUGAGGGGGCGACACACAAGCAGGUGGUGGACCUGAUCCGAGCAGGCGAGAAGGAAUUGAUCUUGACAGUGUUGUCUGUACCUCCUCAUGAGGCUGACAACCUAGACCCCAGUGACGACUCCUUGGGACAAUCAUUUUAUGAUUACACAGAAAAGCAAGCAGUGCCCAUAUCGGUCCCCACAUACAAACAUGUGGAGCAGAAUGGUGAGAAGUUUGUGGUAUACAACGUUUACAUGGCUGGGAGGCAGCUGUGUUCUAAGCGGUACCGGGAGUUUGCCAUACUGCACCAAAACCUGAAGAGAGAAUUUGCCAACUUUACAUUUCCUCGACUUCCAGGAAAGUGGCCAUUCUCAUUAUCAGAACAACAGUUGGAUGCCCGGCGUCGCGGGUUGGAAGAGUAUCUAGAAAAGGUGUGUUCAAUCCGCGUCAUUGGUGAGAGCGACAUCAUGCAGGAGUUCCUGUCUGAAUCUGAUGAGAAUUACAACGGUGUGUCUGAUGUAGAACUGAGAGUAGCAUUACCGGAUGGAACAACGGUUACUGUCAGAGUUAAAAAGAACAGUACUACUGACCAAGUGUACCAGGCUAUUGCAGCAAAGGUUGGCAUGGACAGUACAACAGUGAAUUACUUUGCUUUAUUUGAAGUGAUCAAUCAUUCCUUUGUACGUAAGCUGGCACCUAACGAAUUUCCUCAUAAACUCUACGUCCAGAACUAUACAUCAGCUGUGCCAGGCACCUGCCUGACCAUUCGCAAGUGGCUCUUUACAACAGAAGAAGAAGUCCUUUUAAAUGACAAUGACCUUGCUGUUACGUACUUCUUUCAUCAGGCUGUUGAUGAUGUAAAGAAAGGUUACAUUAAAGCAGAAGAGAAGUCUUACCAGUUACAGAAGCUAUAUGAACAAAGGAAGAUGGUCAUGUACCUCAACAUGCUAAGGACCUGCGAGGGCUACAAUGAAAUCAUCUUCCCUCACUGUGCCUGUGACUCCAGGAGGAAGGGGCAUGUUCUCACGGCCAUCAGCAUCGCGCACUUUAAACUUCACGCCUGCACUGAAGAAGGGCAGCUGGAGAACCAGGUAAUAGCGUUUGAAUGGGAUGAGAUGCAACGAUGGGACACAGAUGAAGAAGGAAUGGCCUUCUGUUUUGAAUAUGCGCGAGGAGAGAAGAAGCCUCGAUGGGUUAAAAUCUUCACACCAUAUUUCAAUUACAUGCAUGAAUGCUUUGAGAGGGUGUUCUGCGAGCUCAAGUGGAGAAAAGAGGAAUAUUAGUUAGAGACUGAUUAUCCCAUGUGAGCCAGGACAUUCUCCAGCGAGGCUGGCCUCUGGAUGGUGAAUGGGCUAUGCAAAAAAGCCCUGCUUCUCCCCUUGUGUAGAGGGUGGACACUGGCUGCAGGCUCUCCCGUCUCUCAUGACUUCAUGGACCCUCUUCUGCCUGUUUGUUUGAUUUUUGUUGUUGUUGCUGCUGCUGCUGUUUGAUUUUUAAUCAGUAACCCUCCAUGCUGUUCCUGACCCAGGAGAGUGCCUGUCCAGAGUUUUAGCCAUCUGACUGGAGAAGUCACAGUAGUGUCUUUCUUCACUAACCAAGAACAUAAAUGUGGGGGAAAUUUUUUGCUACUGUUGUUUAUAGGUGUCAGUGCUGGAGCAGAAUUUAGAAAACUCUGUCUAAAUAUUUGGCUACUUACUCUGAAAGAAAAAUCAGAAAAUGAAGUAUAGUCAGUCAUGUGGAAGUUGAUGUUCUUGCUCUAGUAGAAAGAACAGUGGGCUCUGGAAGUCAUCUGGGAUUUCUCCUGCUUCUUUUGUCUGUGAUUUUGGGCAUAGCAACCACCUCCUUAGAUCUGAAUUAUCUCUUGUAAAAGAGGAAGACUGAGCCAGAGUCUAACUAUUCAGAGUCCUCUGUGAUGUGAGCGGCUGUGUUCAGUUGGAAUUGCUGAACCCGGUUGUCAGCCAAGCGUGCUGCUCCCAUCGUGUCGGAGGGUUGUCUCCAGAGCGGACGCCGUGCUGCUCCUCAGUAACUCUUCUUUUUUUUUUCCUUUCAGAAUAUUUUCCAGAUGGCGAGGUCACAGCAGAGAGAUGUGGCCACCUAGCCUUUCCUCAUCCCUUUAUCUUCUCUUUGCCCUCAGCCUCUUAGCCUUUCCGUCUCCCAUGUCAGACAGUAACCAUUAACACAAAAGAAGAAAAAAAGGAAAAAAAAGUCACUAUGUCCCAAAGUCCUAAGCUAAAUAUUAUUAAUUACUUCCUGUGAAUUUCCCAUCUCUGGAACUGAGCUGGUAGAGAGCAGGUUGAUAGGGCCAGAAGUCCACUGAGAUCAGACACACAAGCCCAGCCAACGCACCAAAGUCAUCUUUGUCGUUUAACCCGGGCCUCAUACCAACAGACUCUCCUUGUACUAUAUUUUUAAAACUGGAACUAUGAACUCCAUCCAUUUGCACUGUUCAAGCAUAUAUAUGUAUGUAUGUAUGUAAAAAUUAUAUAUACACAAAUUAGCUGCACGUAUAUACAUAUAUAUAUUUCUUUUUAAAUUUCAUAUUGAUGGCAGUACCUUUUUUAGCUUGUGUUUUUACACACCUUUCACGGAAUUCAUGACCUCUCUCUUGCUCUCUUUAUUUUGAAACAAACUUUAAAAAGGAAAAAAAAAAUACAGGGAAAAUACCUCUCCUCAUGAAGGACUCGAAAAGUUUACAACCUGCUUGGGUUUUCUUCCCUUUUUUGUAUUGAGUACAGUUUCUGGCUGUUGGUUUGCCAUAGAGUCUGAGGAUCGAGGAGUGUAGUGUCUUUAUCUUCAAGAGGGUGCUGAGGAGGAGAAAGGUUGUUUCUCAAGAGCAGUUGAGGCUGCAGGGAGUCUAAAGACCUAGAGUCUCGAUUCCAAGUCAUUUUCCUAGUCCAUCGAUCGACUUUGAGUCCGUCCUCCAUCUCCUUCCUGUUUCUUUAGGGUCUUUUAUUAUGCUUCCUUUUAACUGACUCAAAACAGAGUUUAGGGUAAUCUGAGGAAGUUGUUACCAUAGGAAACUUUUUCUUCUGCAACAGGGGUUGUAUCAGGACUAACCCUGACAUCAGAAGCACAGAGUUUGGACAAAUGGAGGGAAGGCAGGAUGGAAGCAGUGCCUCAUAUUUAUAAGGGCCUUACCUCCUCCAUUCCUGUUCAGUAACCAUCUACUUUUACAUCCUCUGUGAGUUCUUUAAACAGUUGUAUGUGGAGGGAGUGCCUUGGGUAAACUUAGAAUCUAGGUCUCUGCCAAUCAAAUCAGAGCCCUGUUCAUGACAGCUGAGGGCCCAAAAAGUGGGAAUAUGGUCAAUUUUAUUUUACCACCACCAUUUACUUCAAAGGAGACUGAAGAGAAAUCUCUUAAAGAGUUCUUUACCUAGAGCUGGGGCUGAGGCUGGGGCCGGGAGUGCUUGCUUAACCUGCAUAAAGCCCUAAAUUCCAUCCCCAGCACCACAUAAAAUUUGGGUGUUGGGGUAUUGUAGCACACACCUGUAAUCUCAGCACAUGGGAGGGGAAUGCAGGAAACUCAGAAUUUUCAAGUCCACCUCUCUGCUAACUAAUGAGUUCAAGGCUAUCCUGGAUCACAUGUCUCAAAAGUAGAAGCGUUCCUUACCCGCUCCUGCACGUGGACCUCCUAGGACUAAAAGCAGCACUUGGGACAGAGACCAGGCUGCCACUAGAGUAAUGUUCCCAAACCACGAGUGCAAGGAACUCUCAGGUUAGGUACAACUAAAACACAUCUUUGAAACUCUUUAUCUACUUUUCCUUCGAUACUGAAGCCUCCACAGGCUUCGUCUAUGGCUUUAUGUAGCUGAAAGGCAGCCAGAAUUGGAUGUAGUCGGCAGUGUUGGAUUUGGUUUAAAGUUUCUUUCAUGCCUUGGUUUUGCAGAGCAUUCAUUAUGAGGCUACUUUUCUGUCUCCAUUAUUCUGGCAGCCACUUGUCCUAGGAAGGUGUGAACACACCUUUUAGGACAGUCUAUCCCUCCCCUACCCAAACCCGUGGGACCACAAAGUACAAAAUAUAGUAGUGUUUAAAGUUGAAAAGGGCAGUACCUGAUUUGGAGGCUUUAAUCGGGAUCAAGUCUCCCUCUUGGCUUUAAUAAUGAGUCUGAGUACCUUAAGAGGGGGCAAGUUGAUUUCCUCUCCAAGAUGCUCUGGAGGCCAGAUGUGUUCAAACUGUAAAAAUAGCAACAUUGCAGCUAAUUCCCUCAGGAAGAGCCUUCCAGAGCAGAUUCGGGGCUUUGGAGGUCCUGAAGAGUCAGCCCCAGAUGUGUUGGGGUUAACAGAAUCUGUAGGAACAUCCUACUUUAGGUAGUCUUACUACCAGAACACCCAGCUGCAGCAGGGAGCCCAGAAGAGGAAGCUCCCAGAGGCUCCCAGUGGGGCUGCAGUCCUGGAGGAGGAGGUCACUGUGGCCUAGAGGGGCCACACAGGCCCACAGGAUCAAGUUCUUUUGCAUGAAGCAGUGUUAGAUGUAACUACUCUCUCCCCCAACCCCCUACACUUCCUUUCUCUAAUCCCUUCUAUGUUUCUUAGACCUGGCUUCUGCCUAGGAAGGCAUCUACAGUUUUUUGAGGGGGCAGUUUGUCUCUGGGGAAGGGACUUUCCCUCCCGGCUUCACUCCAGCAGAAUCUUCCUGGUCUCCAGCUGUUGUUUCCUGCACGUGGAGUCUCUGUUCUCUGAUACUAAAACUCAAGAGAUCUUUACGGAGCAGGAACCCACUUAGUCCCUGAGAAGCCCGGCGCUCUAGGAAGCUUUUCUCGGGCAGUGCUCUGAGCUUGCUGCUCUUUGUACUUUUAUCCUGGUCUCUCUGCCUUCCCCUUGCCCUUGCCGAAGCCUCAGCUCAGCACAGCUACAGUCAGUGUUCAGGGCAGCUCCCAGGCCUUGAAAGAGCUCUCAGGGAGGAACAAGGUAAAUGCUCUAGCAUCCUCUUGCCUGGCCCAUUUAAUUUUAUCCUUUAGUUACCUGGGCCAGUAGCUUUGAAUUAUCCCUUCAUUGCUCCAAACCCAAUGCCUGAAGCAGCAUAAUAGGGCACUGAUAAGAGGGAGCACCUCUCUCAUCUCAGACUUUCCAGCUUAAGGGCCAGCUCCCAGAGAGCAGUCUUCUUAAAGGGACCUACACGCAGUUGAGUUGAGCUAAAGUCUCCAGGAAUGGAGGUCCUUUCUGCCCUCCUGUUCAUUCUGCUGGCCAGAGGGAUGGCUUCAGCACACUGCUGCUCCUUCAUCAGUUGGGUGGGUUGCUUUAACUUCUUUUUGGAGGAGCAGCAGUAUGGCUGAAUACUUAGAGCCAGCCUCGGGAGGGAUGGCUUUUUUAGUCCUUGGUCUUGGAUCCCCCUUCAUCUAACCCUCAGCAUAUCUGCCAGGCUCCUUUACCUGGAUAACAGCAGCUUCUUUCUCAGCAGUAACUGAGGGUGCAUGGAAAUUAGGCCCUGAGGAGGAGCAACACAAGAGGGAUUGAUCCUGGUAGGAGCACUUGGUUAGCUGCUGACCAUGGGUGCCAACUUGUCAUCAUGCCCCCUUGUAAGCUGCUGAGCUGGGCUUCAGUUUUUCCCAGGCCAUGCACACUUAUAAUUUAUUUGAGAGAAACUAAUUGUAUUUUCACUGCAGUAUCUUGUACUUUUAUUUGUGAUUUACAAAAUGUGAAGAGAAAAUGCAGAGACCCACUGGCUCCAGUGUUUCUCCAGCCCCUGCUCUAGAGCUAACCACUCUAAGGUUGUUUGGUAAUGUCACUUAGUGUAAUUAAUUGUAACAUAUUCUUUUAAAUAAAUUGAUUUAUUGAUGAAACAAUU
Messenger RNA from Mus pahari (shrew mouse), 6244 nucleotides. RefSeq names its product sorting nexin 27 (gene Snx27). NCBI's taxonomy places the organism in Eukaryota, Metazoa, Chordata, Mammalia, Rodentia, Muridae. Gene Ontology annotation, cellular component: early endosome. The record is from RefSeq and is a predicted model, not a curated record. Gene Ontology annotation, molecular function: phosphatidylinositol-3-phosphate binding; protein binding. The transcript has 12 exons. Bases 162 to 1742 code for a protein of 526 amino acids. Gene Ontology annotation, biological process: signal transduction; intracellular protein transport.